CAGCAUGGCCCAAACAGAGAAGAAGGGUGGACUGCUCMGGAAAUCUUCAGCCUCCAAGAAGCCACUGAAAGAGAAGGUUGUGUUGAUGUACGAUGAGAUUUUCACGACAGAAGACCCCAGUAAAUGCAACCCCAGGUUUUGGGAAGAGCUGUUUCUCAUGAAGGUUAAUUUGGAAUAYCUAGAAGGCAAGCUAGAGGCCCUGGAUGGGGAAGAGUUAAUGAAGAUAAAAGAUAACAUCAACUGCUUGUUCCAGCACUGCAUCCAGGCCCUGGGUGAGGAGCACCCGAUCAGAGUGGUCAAUGCACUACAGACUUUGUGUGCAUUGAUUCGGGGUGUCCAUCAGAAGAACAAAUCCACCUCGGGGUUUGACAUAAUCAACAUGCUUGUGGGUUUUGAUAAGGCAGAGCUCUGCAUGAAGAAUUUGAUGGAGAGUUUGGACUCGCUGCUCUGUGCAGAAGGUUCUGAAAGUCUCAAAAGUUUGUGUCUGAAGCUACUUCUCUGCUUGGUGACAGUGACAGAUAACAUUAGCCAGAACACCAUCCUGGAGUAUGUGAUGAUUAACAGCAUCUUUGAAGCUAUUUUACAGAUUCUGUCCAGCCCACUUAGUCGCAGGGAACAUGGCUAUGAUGCUGUUGUCCUCCUUGCCUUGUUGGUCAACUACAGAAAGUAUGAGUCAGUGAAUCCCUACAUUGUGAAGCUUUCCAUUGUCGAUGAUGAGCCCACGCUUAAUGGAAUGGGGCUUGUUAUUGCCCAGGCUUUAUCAGAGUACAACAGGCAGUACAAAGAUAAGGAAGAGGAGCACCAGAGUGGCUUUUUCUCAGCUAUAACCAAUAUGGUGGGCAGCAUGUUCAUAGCAGAUGCCGAUGAGAAGAUCUCAGUCCAAACAAAUGAAGCAAUCCUUCUGGCUCUCUAUGAAGCUGUUCACUUAAACAGAAACUUCAUCACAGUCUUAGCACAGAGCCAUCCUGAGAUGGGGCUGAUGACAGCACCGACCAGCCCAGUUCCAACAACACCCGUCACUCCGCUUGGAACCACCCCGCCUUCCUCAGAUGUUAUAAGUUCUGCAGAGCUGCCUUUGGAUGCUGAUGUACAAACCAGCAACCUGCUGAUAACCUUCUUGAAGUACAGCUCAAUUGUGAUGCAGGACACAAAAGAUGAGCACCGACUGCACAGUGGCAAGCUGUGUCUGAUUAUCCUGACAUGCAUAGCAGAGGAUCAGUACGCUAAUGCUUUCUUGCAUGAUGACAACAUGAAUUUUCGAGUAAACCUACAUAGGAUGCCAAUGAGACACAGGAAGAAGGCAGCAGACAAGAACCUGCCCUGUCGCCCGCUGGUGUGUGCAGUGCUGGAUUUGAUGGUGGAGUUCAUUGUAACACACAUGAUGAAAGAAUUUCCGAUGGAUCUCUAUGUGCGGUGCAUUCAGAUUGUGCACAAGCUGCUGUGCUACCAGAAGAAAUGCAGAGUGAGGCUUCAUUACACCUGGAGGGAGCUCUGGUCAGCUUUGAUCAACUUGUUGAAAUUCCUCAUGUCUAAUGAGACUGUUUUGCUGGCCAAACACAACAUCUUUAUCCUGGCUCUUAUGGUCGUGAACCUCUUCAACAUGUUCAUCACUUAUGGAGACACCUUCCUCCCCACUCCCAGCAGCUAUGAUGAGCUGUAUUAUGAAAUCAUUCGGAUGCAUCAGAAUUUUGACAACCUUUAUUCCAUGGUUCUAAGGCUUUCUACCAAUGCUGGUCAGUGGAAGGAGCCUGCAAGCAAGGUGACCCAUGCAUUAGUCAAUAUUAGAGCCAUCAUCAAUCACUUCAACCCRAAGAUAGAGUCUUAUGCUGCGGUGAAUCACAUAUCACAGCUCUCCGAGGAUCAGGGCCUUUCCCUGCACUUUGGGAAAGAGAGUCCAGAGUCCCCAAGAGAGAGAUGGGCUGUUUGUACCAAGUGCUCYGUGCAGAUUAGCGUGGGACCACUCACCAUCGUUGAAACUGAGAAGAGCAGACAGGUCUGGAGGGAAAGCAAUGCCAGGUUUUGGAAGUGGUGCGAUCCAACUAUGACACGCUGACUCUGAAGCUGCAGGAUGGGCUGGACCAGUACGAGCGCUACUCAGAACA
Messenger RNA from Nothoprocta perdicaria, 2102 nucleotides. It is a transcript of the gene ARMH3, whose product is annotated as armadillo-like helical domain containing 3. Gene Ontology annotation, cellular component: cytosol. NCBI's taxonomy places the organism in Eukaryota, Metazoa, Chordata, Aves, Tinamiformes, Tinamidae. Bases 5 to 2053 code for a protein of 682 amino acids. The transcript has 25 exons. Gene Ontology annotation, biological process: regulation of Golgi organization. The record is from RefSeq and is a predicted model, not a curated record.